This is a messenger RNA of Fonsecaea nubica, 1026 nucleotides long. RefSeq lists its product as hypothetical. Lineage: Eukaryota; Fungi; Ascomycota; Eurotiomycetes; Chaetothyriales; Herpotrichiellaceae. The coding region runs from base 1 to 1026 and encodes 341 amino acids. The record is from RefSeq and is a predicted model, not a curated record. Gene Ontology annotation, molecular function: oxidoreductase activity. The transcript is spliced from 2 exons.
AUGGCACAACAACAGUAUGCAAAGGACCAGCCAGCGGGCUACAAGAACCAUGUGGAAAACAUUGCCAUCGUCGGGGCCGGAGGUCAAGUGGGCGAAUACAUUGCGCGAGCACUGCUUAAAACAGGCAAGCACCGACUCACUGCCAUAUCGCGGGCGGACUCACAAAGCACUGUGCCCGAGGGCAUCGCGGUGAAGAAGGUCGACUAUGCGAAACCGGCGACGCUGGUGGACGCGCUGCGGGGCCAGGACGUGCUCAUCAUCACGAUGGCGGUGACGGCACCGCCAGAGACGGAGACGAAGCUGAUCGAAGCGGCCGCCGCGGCCGGGGUUCCCUGGGUCCUGCCCAACGAGUACAGCACCGACCCGCGCAACGCUGCGCUGCAGCAGGAGACGUUCAUCGGGGCGGCCAAGGACGCGGCGCGGCGGCGCAUCGAGGAGCUGGGCGUGAGCGCCUGGAUCAGCUUCACCUGCAGCUUCUGGUACGAGUACUCGCUGUCGGCGGGCCCGGCGAGCUACGGCUUCGACUUUGCCAACCGCACCGUCACCCUCUACGGGGACGGCAACACCAAGAUCAACACGACCACGUGGCUGCAGUGCGGGCGCGCCGCGGCGGCGCUAUUGAGCUUGAAGGUCCUGCCCGAGGACGCUGACGACCGCUCCCCGACACUAUCACGAUUCCGGAACGACGUGCUCUACGUGUCCUCCUUCCGGGUCAGCCAGCGCGACAUGCUGGCGUCGGUGCUGCGCGUCACGGGCGACCGCGAGGCCGACUGGACCGUGCUGCACGAGGACGUCGAGGCGCGGUACAAGGCCGGCACCGAGGAGAUGAAGACGGGCGACCGCGCGGGGUUCCAGAAGAUGCUGUACUCGCGCGUCUUCUUCCCGAACGGCGACGGCGACUUCGAGUCCAAGUACGGCCUCCACAACGACCUCUUGGGCCUGCCGAAGGAGGACCUCGACGAAGCCACCAAGCGGGCCGUCGACUUGGCUGCAAAGGGCGGUCCGUUUGCCCAGCGCCGUCACUGA